Messenger RNA from Bactrocera tryoni, 2748 nucleotides. RefSeq lists its product as uncharacterized. Lineage: Eukaryota; Metazoa; Arthropoda; Insecta; Diptera; Tephritidae. The transcript has a single exon. Bases 750 to 1826 code for a protein of 358 amino acids. The record is from RefSeq and is a predicted model, not a curated record.
UUCGGUGUACAAGUUACGGCGGCGACGCGUGAACUAUACACAUACAUACAUAUAAAUAAUUAAUUCGGCUACGAAAGCAAUAAUAGAAUAUAAUUUAGCAACGAAUUUUGUAUACUCGGAAGUAUUCGGUUGAACCAAGUCUGAUUAAAAUACGCUACGUUUGUGUUGGUGCAGAGGUGAUUCCCCAAGUGACGACAAAAGCAGAAAGUAUUUGCUAAAUAUAUGCACAUAAAUGAGUACAUAUAAAUAAAAGCUAUGAGAUAAUAAUGAAACAUUAAAAGAAGAGACAAAUUUUUAGUUUUGUGAGACGUAUAAACAAACAUACAUAUAAAUAUUUGGAGCAAGUGACUGACACGCCAAUUAUUAGUGUGCGAAAAGUAAAUGGAAUAAAAAAUCACCUGUUAACAGGUAUUAAAACACGACUAAUAAUCGAAGCAGUUUGUGCUGAAUAAUUGCAAGUGACAUUAGCAAAGUGCUGAUUGAUUGUCAAUACAGCAAAGUGAGACAAUAGACAACAACAAAGUUCAGCAGUGAAAUUGAUUGCACACGAAGAGUUAAUGAAUACGAGCGGUGAUUUUUCGGCAUGCAAUGACAGUUACAGAUUUGAAAUAUAAAGUCAGCAUAUUAGAAAGUUAAAGUGCGAACUGAAGAUACAUGAGCAGAGAACUGUGAAGUGCGAGACAUUAAAAAUAGAAAUAAAUUCCUUAACAAAUAAUAUAAAACAUUGUUUAAAAUAAAAACUGAACAAAAUGGGUAUACCAGUAAACGAUCCAGAGAAUCCCGCAGGUUAUGAUUGCAACUAUGCAAACAGCAAAACUUCCAGUGCAUGCAAAUGCAGCUGCAGUUGUAGUAACAGGCAGAGCGCUAGUAAGAGCAACAGUAACAGUAGCAGUAACGAUAACAGUAGCAGUAGAGGUAAUUGCAAUAGCAGCAAUUCCAGCAGUUGCAAACAUACUGGCCGCACAAAUAAGUCAGGCGCCACUACACUCACACUCACAUUAGCCAACAACAGCAGUUGCGGUGCAGCGAACAAUUAUCAAUACAGCAAGACGGAAACAUUGGACGCACCCCUAACAGCGGCGUCGAUCACUCGUCAUACCAGAGACUUGGUUGGCAACUCAAAGGAAUAUCGUAUAGAGAGUAAUAAAAGUGAUUUGCGCAUUAUUGGCAAUGGCAAUCGGAUACGUAUCGGUUGCAAUCAGGGUAAUUUACAAAUUAUUGGCAAUAAUACAAGACUGAAAAUCACAAAUAACACCGGUUGCAUACGUUAUACGGGGAAUGAGGGACGCAUUUGCUUGGGUAGUGAUUCGACACAACAAAUAGUCGAUUACAUAGGCAACAAUGGCAAAUUGAAGGUGGUCAAAUCAGCGGAAUUAUUAAGUGAGAAAAUCAAAACUCACAAGCAAAAAAGUCCCAAAAAUGUAGAAGCAUCGGCAACUGCGAAUAUUACGUCGAAUGCGGGGAAGUGUGCGACGUCAGCAAAGGUCAACGUUGACGAGGCAACUGGAUCGGGAUCGGCUGCGUCUCCAUCCCACUCAACACCCAAGAAGGUGAAGGUGAAAUCCGCCUCUUUUGGCGGCGAUUAUAGCGCGCAAUGGCGGCAGUUCAAUGAGUUGUUCGAACAGCAAGGUUGGCGUAAUUUCGAUUUCGCAUCAAUGCCGAAUUUGAAGUGCGAACACGCUGUUGGUAAAGAGGCUGAACAAAGUAAUAAUAAUAGUAGGAGUAGUAAAGUUAAUACUAAAAGCUGUAAAAUUGAUAAUAAUAUUAAUAUAGUGAGUACUUAUGGUAAUAUUUGCAUAAAGAAUGCGGUCAAUGUUAGUAUGUGAGUGAAGAAAGAAUGAUUAAUAGCAGAGUAGCUAAUUCAUAAAUUGCUAAAUUUGCUAAAAAACCAAAUAUAACAGUAUGAAAAAUUAUAACAAGUAAGGCAGUAAUUUUCCUAAGAAAUUAUUAAAUUCAUAACAUAAAUAGAAAAGAUUAAUGUAUAUUUAAGUAGUAACAACGCUCUCUAUGACAAAUAUGAUCUAUGACAAACGUAAAUUUAAGUUAAAACAAGGAAUUGAGUCAUAAAUGAAUGUGUGUAGUUUAAAAAACUUUUGACUGUAUUUAUGCCAGCAAUACCUCUUGCCUUGUAUUUGUAAUAUUAGUGCAGAAAUAACUUUUUGUUGAAAAGGAAAAAAAAACAAUAAGAAAGGAAUGGAUAUUUUGGUUAUUUAUUCAGUUAAUUUUUUAAUUAAUAAUGAAAAUGCUUUAAUUAAUUUUGAAAUCAUCCUGACUAUUUAAGUUAAAGUUGCUGUAAUACUGAAUAACCUAACUGUGAGUUCUUUUUAACUGUCUUUUAUGUUGUAGGCUUUAUAGCACCUAAAAAAAAAAACUAAAAAAUAUGUCCAUGACAAAUAUUGUAUUUAUUUAUAUUUUGUACAUUUAGUAAAGAUUUUAAUAUAUUUUAACAAGUGCACUGAAGACCUAUGUAUAAACUUUAACUUUAAGUCAGCGAAUUGUUCCUAAAAAUCUUAGUCAACAUGCAGAAAGAACAACAACAAAAUAAGCACAAUUAAUUUUAACAAAAUACGCUUAAACGUAAAGUAUUAUGGCAAUAAGAAUAUCCGUAGUAUUUACACUUGAAAUGCAUCAGACUAAAAAUCUAGCGCAAGUAUUUAUAAUGUAGUGAAAAUUAUGUAAGCUACAUGUAAACAAAAAUAUUAUGUCAUUCCAUGAAUGAUAUGUAAUAAAACUACAUUUCAAUUAAAA